AUGAGAAAAACAGUAAGAAAGAAUAAACAAGUUAAAAGAGAAUUAGCAUUAUUAGAAAAAGAAAAAGAAGAGAUUGAAUCAUUUACUAAAGUUUCAAAAACAGUAGAAAAUAAACAAUCAAUUAAUUCAAAUUGGAAUGUAACAAAAGAAAAGAUUAAAAAUAAAAAUAAUGCAUAUCAAAAGAAAAAAGAAGCAAAGUUAAAAUUAAAAUCAGCAACUCCUUAUACAAGUACAAAAGUAAUUGAAGAAAAAAAACCACAUAUUAAAGAUUUUAAUCAAUUAUGUCAAGAACAUAAUAUAAUUUCACCAAUUGAUGAUAAUUUAGUUUCACCAACUCAAAAAGAAAUUGAUAAUUUAAAUGAAAGUUCAAAAUUUUUUUCAAUUGAUUGUAAAAUUAUAGAGAUUGAAGGUAAUAAAGGUACAUUGGGUAAAGUUUGUAUAGCAAAUCAAAAUGGUCAAAUAAUUUAUGAGAAAAUAGUUAAACCAAUGGAUAAAAUUGUAGAUUUUAGAACUAAAUUCACUGGUUUAACAAGAGAUAAAGUUCAAAGAGAAGGUACAGAUUUUUUACAAGUUCAAAAGGAGGUUGAAAAGAUUUUAAGACAUAAGAUUUUGGUUGGUCAUGAUUUAGUACAUGAUUUAAAGAAUUUAAAAUUAGCACAUAAAAAGAAAUUAUUAAGAGAUGCAACUCAAUUCACUAAAUUUUUUAAUCCAGAUACAAAUUCUGAAGAUUCUUUAAAAUCAAUUGCAAAACGUGAAUUAAAUUUCUCACCUGAUAAUUGGGAUCCAAAUGGAAAGAGAGAUACUAUCAUCAACGUUAUUUUAUAUAAACAAAACCAAAAAGAAUGGGAAGCUUUUAUUAAUAAUAAGUUUUAUGGUCAACCAAUUGAUAAAAAUUAA
This is a messenger RNA of Dictyostelium discoideum AX4, 897 nucleotides long. RefSeq names its product RNA exonuclease 4 (gene rexo4). Gene Ontology annotation, molecular function: nucleic acid binding; exonuclease activity. Gene Ontology annotation, cellular component: nucleus. The transcript has 2 exons. The record is from RefSeq and is a predicted model, not a curated record. NCBI's taxonomy places the organism in Eukaryota, Evosea, Eumycetozoa, Dictyosteliales, Dictyosteliaceae. The coding region runs from base 1 to 897 and encodes 298 amino acids.